Messenger RNA from Anguilla rostrata (American eel), 1990 nucleotides. RefSeq names its product meiosis-specific, MEI4 homolog (S. cerevisiae) (gene mei4). Gene Ontology annotation, biological process: oogenesis; DNA recombination; spermatogenesis. The coding region runs from base 147 to 1331 and encodes 394 amino acids. The transcript has 5 exons. NCBI's taxonomy places the organism in Eukaryota, Metazoa, Chordata, Actinopteri, Anguilliformes, Anguillidae. Gene Ontology annotation, cellular component: lateral element. The record is from RefSeq and is a predicted model, not a curated record.
AGCAGAGUGUACCGCCAGUGUUAACUGGUUACCUCGCCAGUCCGCUGUCUUUUGAAUAUUGAAACAUGAUAUAGCAAGGAUAUGCCUAAUCAUCUGAUCAUUUCAACUCGUUCUGUGGAUAGCGAUGAGUGAGACAGAAGGGGGUCAUGUCAAGUUGGAAAGGAGCUGACCUGAAGAAUUGGUACCUCCGGACAGUUAAGCUCGCUGCUGCGGUUGCUGUAAUAAAGAGCAAGCCGCCCGGGAGAAGCGGGAGACAGCAGGCCGAACACCUCGCAGCCGAGCUCCGGAGCCAGGAUGUGGACUGGAAGGCCAAAGCCCAGAGCCUGCAGGAGGAAGUCCUGCAUCUGCGGCAGGAACUGUUUCUUAACAAGAUCCUGUCUAGGAAUAGCACUUGUGAUGGAACAGGAGACGGCGGCAUCGAUCCGCUCCGCCCGGAACCCGGGGGCCCCGCGAAGGACACGCCAACCUGGGAGAAGGACUCCGGCUGCGACACGGAGGAGAACUCCGAAGCAGCGCCGCCCGCCCCGCACCCCGGGGAGCUCGCGCUGGCCGGCCCCGCCCCCCGGGCCCCGUCGAGCUCCGCCCCCGAAGGCGGGCCCCGGGACCGGGCCGUCCUGCUCCACACGCGGUUCCUGCAGAACCUGCUGGGCCUGGCUCGGCUGGAGGGCGAGGACCUCCCGGGCAGGGACCGCUCCGUGGUGCCCGAUUCCGUCUGCCAGUUGCUGUCGGGCAUGGCGUCGGCGUGCAGAGAGCUCCGCACACCGCCCCCCGCCCCGCUGCUCCUCCAGGCCGCCAGGGUGGCGGCGCGGGCGGUGGACUGCGGAAUCUCUGGCAGACUGCCGUCAGUGGGCGUCAUGGCACAAGUGGAGGACUCCCUGAAAGAGCUCACUGACCUGCUCCUGAAUAACAGCCAGCUCAACAGGUUUCAGAUGCAGGAGACCCUGGCCCAAUGUUUGACCCUCCUGGGCGGGAGCAGCUUGCUGAAGCCCUUGCUCAUUCGCCACAUCCUCUGCCAGAUCAACUGCUUUGCCAGUCAGCUGUGGGACAUAUGCCAGGACGAGGGAGAGGGGCGGCGGAGGUUCGACGUGGGGAAGUACGAGAACUCCUUCUACCUGCUGCGGGUCCUGGAGCAGCUCCUGCCGGGCGAGGGCGGAGUCGGAGGCGGGGCCGGAGGGGAGGGGCGGAGCCAGCAGCUGGGCCAGCUGGAGAGCCUCGCCCUGCGGCUGUCCGAGGAGUUCCCCCUGUUCGCCAUCCACGCCUGGAGGGCGGCCGCGCGCCCGAGCCCCGCCCACACGAUCGAGACCGCGGACUCCGCGCGAGUUCAGAGAUGAGAGGACCUGCCUGUCUGUUCUGAAGGUUUUUCUUAUUAUUCUGUCACCAGGGUCUGCAACCCUGGAGAGAGCCAAUGGGUGUGCUGGUUUCCGUUGUUACCCAGCAACUGAUUGAUCAGUCAAAGCGGAUUAUUACGCCGUUACCUCGUCCGACCUGGUUUCUUGAGUCUAAGUCUGUUGCUGAUUCGAAGGUGAAAACCAAAACCAGCAAACCCCUGUCGCUCUCCAGGACCAGAGCUCUGUUUUACAUUUUUACUUUUUCGUCCACAGCUCUUAGUGUUAGGAGGGGUUUUGAUUGACAUGACCUGAAGACUGAGGGGAAAACAGACCCCAAGUCGAAUCGAGCUUUACUCGUAACUGCACAUCUUAAGAUCUGAAUACGUUGUGUCCAACAGUUCAUUGGAAACGAAGCCCCUCUCAUCCUUAUAGUGUCUACAGAAAGAGAAGCCUGGUACAUGACACUGCUAAGCAUAAAUAAACAAAUACGUAUGAAUGUAUUUAGGAAACAGGAGAGAGAGAGAGCUGCAAGCUUGGCAGGUUUGUACAGUCGUUAAAGCCAGGCACUUGUGUAUGUCAGUUUUAUUGCUUACGGCUGGAUGUGUUGAACAUGUAAAUACACGAUUUGAAGAAAAAUAAAAGCUUAAAAUGUUGUCACCCUU